Salvia splendens (bonfire salvia) is the source of this 620-nucleotide messenger RNA. RefSeq names its product mitochondrial import receptor subunit TOM9-2-like. The record is from RefSeq and is a predicted model, not a curated record. Lineage: Eukaryota; Viridiplantae; Streptophyta; Magnoliopsida; Lamiales; Lamiaceae. Bases 89 to 379 code for a protein of 96 amino acids. Gene Ontology annotation, cellular component: mitochondrial outer membrane. The transcript has a single exon. Gene Ontology annotation, biological process: intracellular protein transport.
AUAUGAGCAGGAGGAGGGUUUAAAUUGACGCAAAAGGGUUUUAGUUUCAACGAGAAAGAGAAGCCUCCACAGCACCCCAAAUUCAUACAUGGCUUCCAAACGCCCCUCUCUCUUCAGCGACGACGGAAUCCUAUCGCGAAUCUCCGAUCACUCCCUCGUCAGGAAGGGCAAGAGCGCCGCCUCCGACGCCAAGUACGUCGCCACGCGCCUCCUCAAGAGCACCGGCAAGGCCGCCUGGAUCCUCGGCACCACUGUUAUCAUUCUAGGGAUCCCCCUCAUCAUCGAGAUGGAUCGCGAGGCGCAGUUCAACGAGGCCGAGCUACAGCAGGCCUCCCUCCUCGGCGGCGCCCCUCCUGCCUUUAUGCAGCAACCACAGUGAUUUCAUUCCUUUUUACACCCCUCCUUCAUCGAUCUAGGGUUUCCAAUUUAAAAAUCCCCUUCUAGUUUAAUGGCUUUUAUGUUUUACUGUAUUUUAUUACUGUUGAUUCAGUUGCUCUAAUUGCGAUCCAGAUAUUAUUUUCUAUGAAAUUUUACUGUUAUCUUUGAUUUGUAAAAAAUAUUGUGUUGCCUUUGUUUCUGUGUUGCUUUCUGCUUAAACCGAAGAAUUUGUUCUGUUAUCA